AAGACUUUGAAAAAACAAAACAAAACAAAGAAAAAAAAAAUAAGAGAAGAAGAAAACACCAUCGGAAGCGGGUGGUGGUUGAAACCGGUGGCUGAUAGCUCCUUCCGAUUGGAUUUUCCGUUCUCUUCCAUUUUCAUCACUUCUCUCUCCAUUCACUCUUCAAUUCCAACAAUUUCCUUUUCUUUUUCCCGAUUCAUUCAUACAUAACACUCUUUUUCUCAAUUCAAUUCAUCAAAAAAGGGGAAAAAUAAACAUGGGAAUGAAACAAGUUAUUAAGAAUCUCGACGCAUUUCCUCGUGCAGAGGAUCACUUGUUGCAGAAAACUCAAUCUGGUGCUCUUGUUUCCAUAAUCGGUUUGAUUAUAAUGGCUACGUUGUUUCUGCACGAGCUGGGUUAUUAUCUCACAACUUACACUGUUCAUCAGAUGUCGGUAGACUUGAAACGCGGAGAAACACUGCCAAUUCAUAUAAAUAUGACAUUCCCUUCUCUACCUUGUGAUGUUUUAAGUGUUGAUGCUAUUGAUAUGUCUGGCAAGCAUGAGGUGGAUCUUGAUACAAACAUAUGGAAACUUCGUUUGAACAGUUAUGGCCAGAUAAUUGGCACUGAAUAUAUAUCUGAUCUUGUUGAAAAGGGACAUGAACAUGAAGCUCACAAACACGAUGAUGGUAAGGAUCAUCAUGAGCAUUCAGAAGAAAAAGUUCACUUACAAACCUUUGAUGAAGCCACUGAAAAUACUAUCAAGAAGGUGAAGGAGGCAUUAAAAAAUGGAGAAGGAUGCAGGGUUUAUGGCGUUUUAGAUGUUCAAAGGGUUGCUGGAAAUUUCCAUAUUUCAGUGCACGGACUAAACAUAUAUGUUGCACAAAUGAUCUUUGAUGGAGCGAAGAAUGUGAACGUUAGUCACGUUAUCCAUGAUUUGUCAUUUGGCCCCAAAUAUCCAGGAAUUCAUAACCCACUUGAUGACACAACAAGGACUCUGCAUGAUGCGAGUGGAACUUUUAAAUACUAUAUAAAGAUUGUUCCAACUGAAUAUAGAUAUAUCUCAAAAGAAGUUCUACCGACAAAUCAGUUCUCAGUUACAGAAUAUUUCUCCCCCAUUACUAGUCAAUUUGAUCGGACAUGGCCAGCUGUAUACUUUUUGUAUGAUCUAUCACCUAUUACCGUCACUAUCAAGGAAGAGCGCCGCAGUUUUCUUCAUUUUAUUACUCGGCUUUGUGCUGUGCUAGGUGGAACCUUUGCCGUAACAGGGAUGCUGGACCGUUGGAUGUACAGACUUAUUGAAGCUGCAACUAAACCAAAGACUAAAAAGUAGAUCUUGAAGUCAUGACAAUUUCAAGCAACUCUCCUGCAUCUCCAAGAGAUUCCAGACACUAUUUGGAAGAAUUUACUUCCAUAUUAACAGAUUUGAAAUGUAGCGGCAUAGUUGAAUCAAGCAUCAACAUUCAAACUUUCACAGUUUUGUGUUCAUAGAAUUCCUUGUAUUGUCUGGACAUCAAUGAUUAGCUGAUCUUACUCUCUCUUGUUUUGGAAUGGAUAUUUCGAAUAUAGUGAUCAGUUAUAUUGUUAGUUUCU
Messenger RNA from Trifolium pratense (red clover), 1569 nucleotides. Its product is annotated as endoplasmic reticulum-Golgi intermediate compartment protein 3. Bases 254 to 1309 code for a protein of 351 amino acids. Gene Ontology annotation, cellular component: COPII-coated ER to Golgi transport vesicle; endoplasmic reticulum. Lineage: Eukaryota; Viridiplantae; Streptophyta; Magnoliopsida; Fabales; Fabaceae. The record is from RefSeq and is a predicted model, not a curated record. The transcript has 11 exons.